This is a messenger RNA of Vitis riparia (riverbank grape), 985 nucleotides long. RefSeq names its product blue copper protein-like. Bases 127 to 849 code for a protein of 240 amino acids. The record is from RefSeq and is a predicted model, not a curated record. NCBI's taxonomy places the organism in Eukaryota, Viridiplantae, Streptophyta, Magnoliopsida, Vitales, Vitaceae. The transcript has 2 exons. Gene Ontology annotation, cellular component: plasma membrane. Gene Ontology annotation, molecular function: electron transfer activity.
UUGAGUCGAGAGAAAUUAUUUUCUUUCCAAAACCACUGGUAAGAUUCUACCAGCGCUGUUAUAUAUAUCCACGCUAACGUUCUGUAACCUUUCACAACCUCGUUCGGAUUUCUCUCUGGUUCAGUCAUGGCUCUCGCCAAGAUUUUAGCGGCUCUCUUGAUGGCCAUGGCUCUGUGUGAGGUUUCUAUUGCGGCUACUGUCUACCACGUGGGUGAUUCUACUGGCUGGACCAUCGGGAAAGUUAAUUACACCCUGUGGUCUCAGACUAAGGACUUCGUCGUAGGAGACACCAUUAUCUUUGAGUACAGCAAUCAAUAUCAUAAUGUGCUGCAAGUGACUCACGACAAUUUCAAGUCAUGCAACGCAACAGCUCCGAUCGCCACAUACGCCACCGGCAACGAUUCAAUCACCAUCUCAAAAUAUGGCCACUUCUACUACCUCUGUGGGAUCCCAGGCCACUGCGAAGCAGGACAGAAGGUUGACAUCAGGGUUCCACACCCUCCUGAAAGUCCAAGUCUCAGCCCCAGCCCCAGUCCCAUCACCAGCCCCAGUCCCAGUCCCAUCACCAGCCCCAGCCCCAGCCCCAGUCCCAUCACCAGCCCCAGCCCCAGCCCCAGUCCCAGUCCCAGUCCCAAACCAUGGCCAAGUAGUCCGUCUCCAUCUCCAUCUGCCUGGCCAACACCAAGUUCCCCACCACCAUCAUGGGGAAAUCCACCUACCCAGGCACCAUCUUGGGGGAUUGCACCUGCCCCGGCUCCAAGCCCUGCUUCAUCUCUCCAUGUUUCCAUGGGGCUGCUUGGCCCUUCCAUGGCGGUUCUUGCAUUUGUAGUCACUGCUUUUGCUUAUUAAGGAGGUCGCCCUGGUUUAGUGUGUUAGCUUUCUGCUGGAUAUUUUUCUUUUGUUUUCUUAGUUUGGAGUUUUUACAUAUUGAUGAGCUAGUUUACUUAACUAUGUUUCAAGCCAUUUAGAGCUUGUACAUGAAAUA